Molecule: messenger RNA, 411 nt
Organism: Penicillium canescens
Lineage: Eukaryota; Fungi; Ascomycota; Eurotiomycetes; Eurotiales; Aspergillaceae
Exons: 2
Coding region: 1-411 (136 amino acids)
Source: RefSeq, a predicted model, not a curated record
AUGAUGCCCAAACAGGAGAAGAAAUCUCGCAUAGGGACGGUAGCCACCUUUGCCGCUAUUGCCCCGUAUCCUGCGUCCAGCAGGUUUGACAAUUUGUUCUUUGACUUGGCCACCAUUGCCAUUAGCGGGGUCUCCCUGAAGUUCAUUGACUCGAUUGGUGAGAACGUGAACCUUAUGCUUGAGGUUGUCAAUACCUCCGUGAAGUUCUCCGACAUGUCUACGGAGGCCUUCCACUUCGGGAGGAAUACGUUCUGCUAUAUGCUUCAGAUUGAAGCCUUCGCAACCCUGCAAUAUCAUCUCAGCAUUGUGGACAUCACCCGCUACCUGUGCAAACUCUUCGCUCACUUUGGAAAUUCGACGUUGAGUUUGAUUUGUUUCGGUUCUUGCGUUUGGAGGUUCCACUGCUGCUGA